Pochonia chlamydosporia 170 is the source of this 2043-nucleotide messenger RNA. RefSeq names its product cell cycle control protein. Gene Ontology annotation, cellular component: post-mRNA release spliceosomal complex. The transcript has a single exon. Lineage: Eukaryota; Fungi; Ascomycota; Sordariomycetes; Hypocreales; Clavicipitaceae. The record is from RefSeq and is a predicted model, not a curated record. Gene Ontology annotation, biological process: mRNA splicing, via spliceosome. The coding region runs from base 1 to 2043 and encodes 680 amino acids.
AUGGACGGCCUGGAUGAAUUCGAAAAGUCGCUAGCGGCUGAGAAAGCAGCCCGCGACAAAACACAGCGGAGCCACGACGAUGGUCAUCGCAAACACAGGCAUCAUCAUCGACACGACCGAGACGACAGGGACAGACGUAGCGAAGAUCGACACCAUCACCGUCACCGACACCACGAAGACGAUGAUGGUCAUAGACAUAAGAGAAGCCGGCAUUCUCGCGACGAUCGAGAUGAUUCGCACCGAUCAAAACACAGACACCGUGAUGCCAGUAGAGAGAAGCAUUCAACCCGAGAACGCCGAAGUGACGAAGCUUCAUCUUCCCACAAACCUACUGAACCAUCCGAUACCCCCAUACGCGAUGCAUGGAUGACAGCGCCAUCCUCCAUUGAAGUCGAGCAUAUUCGCCGUGCAGAACAAAACAAGCCCAGGUCGCCGCCUAGGGACGAACCGAAGCGCAUCGUCCACUCUCGCGAACUUAAUCAGAGUAUACAGGACCUAAAUGAGGGACGGCUGUUAUCUGAGCUUCCACAACCCGUCGCUGAGAGAAACGUGGAUUACGUCUUUGGCGAUUCCGGCUCGUCAUGGCGCUUGACCAAGCUCAGAGGCGUAUAUACAACUGCCGAAGCAAGUGGUCGACCUGUUGAGGAUGUUGCGAUUGAGCGAUAUGGCAACCUGGAAGCUUUUGACGACGCACGGGAAGAAAAGGAAGAAAUGGAACGACGCAACAUAUACGGGAAAGGGUACAAAGAGAAAGAAAAACCGACAGGGGACUUGUAUCGCUCUCGCGACAGCAACGAGAAGCUCCCUCAACAAGUGGCACUGGAGCCAGACGCUGGAACAGUCAUACCAGAAGAGCCAUCACGAGUGGCACCUAUGGACCAAACAUCUCUUAACCGCCUCCGUGCACAAAUGAUGAAGGCUAAACUGCGCCGCGCAUCAAACGCUGCACAGCUGGAGGAGGAAUACAAUCGUGCCGCAUCUGGUGCACCACGAACCAACACUUCCGAAGCUGUGGUCCUCGGCAUAAUGGACAAUCGUCAGCUGGCGGGUACACGAGGCGAGGUCAAGGCCAUCGACAACAAGCGCGGCCGCGAGAGGGGACUUGUUGAGGAAAACAAUGACAUGUCUAUAGAAGACAUGGUUCGCGAAGAACGGCGCACCAAAAACCAAGCCGGCGGCGAGGGACUGCGCCUUGCCGAGCGCAUAGCCAAGGACGGCAAAUACGACAACGAUUUAGAUUACAUGGAUGAGAAUGCAGAAAAACUCGCCAAACGAGUACACAAAAGCGAAAUCAACCUGAAAAAUAUGGCGGUCAAUGAAUUCCAAAAGAUGAACCGUAUCCUUGAGAACUGCGCUCUCUGCCACCACGAAGAUAAGGGUCGACCACCCAUUGCACCCGUUGUAUCCCUCGGAACACGAGUCUUCAUUACGCUCACCACGGAACCAGAAGUUAGCCCUGGUGGAGCUGUAAUCGUUCCCAUCACCCAUCGCGGUAACCUCCUCGAGUGCGACGACGACGAGUGGGAAGAGAUUCGCAACUUUAUGAAGAGCCUGACACGCAUGUAUCACGAACAGGGCCGCGAUGUCAUCUUUUACGAAAACGCUGCUGCACCACAUCGGCACAUGCACGCGGCCAUGAUUGCCGUUCCCAUCCCUUAUGAGGAAGGCGCUACGGCACCAGCCUAUUUCAAAGAAGCAUUUCUCUCAAGCGAUGAAGAGUGGUCACAGCAUAAAAAGGUCAUUGACACAGCGGCCAAGGCACGUGAUGGAAUGGGCAGAAUGGCAUUCAGGAGGAGCAUCGCAAAAGAGAUGCCCUAUUUUCAUGUCUGGUUCUCACUGGAUGGUGGCUUGGGGCACAUCGUGGAGAACUCAGAUCGUUGGCCAAAGGGGGAUUUGUUUGCGAGAGAGGUACUGGGUGGUAUAUGUGAUACGGAGCCGCAUAUUAUCAAGAAGCAGGGUCGGUGGGUUCGUGGUGAUUCGCGAGUAGACGAUUGGAAGAAGGGAUGGAGGAAGUUUGACUGGACCCGGGUUUUGGAGGAGUGA